Molecule: messenger RNA, 3423 nt
Organism: Esox lucius (northern pike)
Lineage: Eukaryota; Metazoa; Chordata; Actinopteri; Esociformes; Esocidae
Gene: pnrc2
Product: proline-rich nuclear receptor coactivator 2
Exons: 3
Coding region: 424-894 (156 amino acids)
Biological process (GO): nuclear-transcribed mRNA catabolic process, nonsense-mediated decay
Cellular component (GO): nucleus; P-body
Source: RefSeq, a predicted model, not a curated record
CAUUUUGUUGCAAAUCAGACAGAGUCGAGAAGGAAGUCACAGUAAAACCAUUCUUUACACCGUGUUUUACUAACUUGUAGAUAUAUAAUUUCUACAUUCUCCAUCCAGAGAUUUCAGACGUCAAUUCGACAAUUUCUGACGAAGGGCUUUAACCAUCUAAGCCUGAGGAAGUCGCUACAUCGGCUUCUUUGAGCAUAUUCGUGUGUCGAGGUGAAUUGAUGUUCAGCUCGGCUUCACUGGAAAACAACGCUCAUUGGCACAUGAAAACCUCAGAUCUUGCUGGACUUAAAAGUGCAGCGAGAAGUAGAUCGAAGACUACUUUAAGGACCUGGAGCCCGAUUGGAGAGGAGAAAUUAAGGAACCACCUCUGCACAUUCAACAUUCUAAUCACAAAGAGGUGACACCUAGUGUGAGCAGUACAGUAUGGGAGGUGGAGAGAGGUACAACAUUCCAGUGUCCCACCCAGAGCGCCAACUGCCCAAGAAGAACCACCAACUGGGCCGGGCCAAGCAGAGGGUUGUCCGUGAUCAGAAUGGUAUGACGACAGUAGCCUCCUCCGGGGCGGCAGGGGGUCCUCACCACCAUGGCCAUCGCAAGGGUGCGGCCUACCCCUGGUUUCCAGAGGCGCGGCUGGCCGUGUCGACGGAGAUGAAAAACGCUUCUGUCCGUUUUGCCACCAACUAUGAUCAGAAUUGGGAGGGCGCCGUGUCCCACCUGAACACACUUCUGGCCGCCCAGUGUGGGGGCCCAAGCUACGCAGGGGCCAAGUUCAGUGAGCCCCCCUCCCCAAGUGUGCUGCCCAAGCCCCCCAGCCAUUGGGUCCCUUUGGGUACCCGUGACAACAGGGAGAUGAUGACCUUCCAGCUUAAGAGCCUCCUCAAAGUGCAGGCCUGAAGCUGGACUCCCAUAGCCUGACCUUUCAAAGCCAACGUGUGAACUAAGGCCCCUCUGAGGGUUCCCUCCUUCCUGGAACGCCCCGGCGCUGUAAUAUACUUUUUGCUAUUUUUAGAUUUAAAUUGAUGGGUGGGAGGCAUGUUACAGGGAGAUGUCUCUGCAAAUGUUUGCCAUCCCUUGUUUGUAUUUUAAGAGGAACGGCAGAUAUUACAGCGUUGCAGCCUUGUCGGUGGGGGAGAACGCUCUCAUUGGCGUCGGUUUCUGCAACUAACGAUGAACUGGAUAUCCUUCAUACUUUGUGCUGUUUUUGUUUUGUUCUUUUUGUUUUGGCCGUUAUAGCAAGUCAGUGGGCGUCUCUUCCCAAACUUUAGGGUUGGAUUCUGUUAGUCUACAAAUCUCAUUUACUGUCCCUUUUUAUGGACAGACAAUCUUUACUUGGGCGCUUUAAGUUCUGUUCAUCGUUAAGGAGUUCACCCCUGACAAACCGGUGCUGCCUGAAGCACAAUCUACAAUUGUAGCAUUUUUUUAGUUGACUUAGGACCCAGACUUUUGCCCCCCUUGUUUUACGGGGAACAUAAAACAGAGCCACUUUGACGACGUUCUGCAGGGAAAUCAGAGCUAUCUUAAAAUAGGGAAUAAGCUGUAGUAGGGAGCACAGGUCACAAGUAGAACCUCAAACAGAAGUGUAAUAUGAGGCCAUGGCACCCGGGCCUUGGACUUUGAACUCCUGUACUUUUUUUAUGGCGCUGUGCGCACUGCACUAUGGGAGUUAAACUGGUCCAAGGCCCGAAGCUCUACCAUAGCAUUAUUUUGUAAGUCCAUUUGUGUUGUAGUUGAUCAAACAAUGUGUGAGUCAGUUGUGUGUUAACCAAAGCAAUGUCUUUAGCUGUAAUGUUCUCGCCAUCUCGCUUGCCUGUCCCGACGAGGUUAGCAGUGCCAUAUCAGCCACGUUGGCUUAAGCGGCGUGGGGAAUUUGCUCCUCUGGGUCUCUACUUUUAAAUGCAAUCAGUACUGUUAUAAGCCAGUUUCUCUUCCCUACUGAAACCCCACACGGCAAACAACGCGGAAGAGGGCCAGAUUCCCCAGGGACGUGGGACUCUUAACGGCUCCACGUGACCUCUAGCUCACACGUCAUGGCUCUUGUUUGCCGCGUGGCGGGUUUCAAUGUCGACCGUGUGGCGUGGCACAGAGGACGCAGGGCCAGUGUUUACAUUUAAAAAUGGGUCUCACGCGUCGGCAUCCAGAAGCAAUCUCCAGACACUCACUGCCUCCUGCACCCUGCUAUCUUCUUGCAGUGCAAUCAAAAUAGUUCUCAUAAGUUACAGGCUGAGAUGCUCUUAUCAGUGGGUGCAGAAUGGACUGUCUCUCUCCCUAGGUUCUGAUUUUCAAGGCAAACCUUGGUCAAGGCUGCCAUGUAUCUCUUUAUUUUGUUUCCUUUGCAGAAUUGGAACUGUAAUGGCCAUCUUAGAGACCGCAAAACAGAGCUCACAAGUGUGGAAUAUGUUAAAAGAGCCAUGUAAAUAACAAAUGUAUAAAAAUACUUGUAGCAUAUGUACAUUUUGCAGGGCGACUUUUAAAACCUGCUUGAUAAAGUAUUUUUAGUAAUAACACUGAAUGUAUAAGUCAUGCUAAGGACAUGUCUUGACUUCAAAUGCUGAAGAAUAUUUUUGUUAAAAAAAAAUCUGCCUAUUGCAUUUGUCAAUACCCCUGCACUGUGUUAUAUUGCCAGUGAUCUUGCACAUAAUGUUUUUAUUGUUUUGUAUUAUGCACAGUGUAGGGUAAAGAUGCUUUAAGUGCAAAGAAAAACCUAAAAUUGACAUUUGACCCUUGAGGAGACUUAAUGUAUGAACUGUUUAAACUUUUCUUUUUGUAAUUUUCUUUUUAGGUUUGCUAAUGCUUGUGACUUCUGUUUCUUUUUUAAAAUCUAUUUACCAAGACAUCCAGUUGUGUGCUGAUUUCCCAGACUGAUUAAACUCAUUGCUUAAAAAUUUAAAAUACAGUAGAGAUUAUCGCCGGAAAUCCUGUAUUUAGUCCAGAACUGUUUUAUCUGGGUCUGGGAAACUAGCUCUGAAUUUCAGUUUGUCACCUUGACUGUGCUUACAUAUAACCCAACAUUUGAAAGAAGUUGUUGAAUCAACCGAUUUUGUUUUGAUAAGGUAGUCUUGUUUUAAAACCACCUUCAAUUAUCUGCUGUUCUUCCGCCAGCAGAUAGUUGAACAUGGCCCUGUUACUCUAUCAGCUCUUAUUUUAUGUACUUUUGUUUUAACAACCCCCCCAAACAAAUGUAUUUUCUUUUUGGUCCUGUUUUAACCAUUUCAUACAUGUCUCUUCAUCCUAAAUUUGAAACACAGGUUUCUACAAAUUGGCUGUUAAUUGCUCCCAAAUGUGUAAUGUCACCAUUGAAUAUGAAAUAUGCCCAUGUCCAGAUUUGAUUAUUGAAUUAGAUUGAAAACAAACUCAAGCACUGCUUUAAUUAGAGGAGAACAAAAAGAAAAAACCAAAUAAAAUCCUUUCCCUUUCCCCCCCCUA